Messenger RNA from Dreissena polymorpha, 701 nucleotides. RefSeq names its product adhesion G-protein coupled receptor D1-like. Gene Ontology annotation, biological process: adenylate cyclase-activating G protein-coupled receptor signaling pathway; cell surface receptor signaling pathway. Lineage: Eukaryota; Metazoa; Mollusca; Bivalvia; Myida; Dreissenidae. Bases 31 to 660 code for a protein of 209 amino acids. The transcript has 7 exons. Gene Ontology annotation, molecular function: G protein-coupled receptor activity. The record is from RefSeq and is a predicted model, not a curated record. Gene Ontology annotation, cellular component: membrane.
AUUAUCUGCCUUUUACUGGUUAUAAAAAUAAUGUGUGGCAUGAAGUCAAUGGAGACGAAGACUUCUGCGGAGAAGAUAAAGACCAGUUUGCGUUCUCUGUGCGUGCUCGUGCCUCUGAUGGGCGUUUCGUGGAUACUCGGCAUCUUCUACAUCAACGAUGAUUUAUUUUUCAUGCAAUACCUGUUCGCAAUCUGCAAUGGGCUUCAGGGAGUGUUCAUCUUCAUAUUCCACUGUGUGCUUAACAAAAAAGUAAGACAGGCCUUGAAAAGAGACGCAAGUCGGCGUGAAACACUGCGUUCAACACUGCGUUCAACAAGACAGUCAACUUUUCAAUCGACUUUCCAGGGAGAAAACAGAUAUUCGUCUUCGAAUAAGUUCAACUCGGAGUCUAGAUCCGAAAAUGCAGAAUUCACCUCGUCCGAUUGGAGAAACAAGGUGUCAGAAAGCAAAUCAGAAUCCUCAGGAGGGCCAUUUUAUAUGCCGCUUGCAGGCGAGAUGAUCAACAGAAUUAGGAGACCAGCUCUCUCCGUCAAUCCACGGGCUCUACCGCGUCACUCUAGAGACGACACAGUAUUUGAUAACGAUGAUAGUACAUUAUCACACUAUAAUUCGUUUAAAUUAAAUAGCGUUCGCUUAGGUGGAACAUCCACAAAUAUUUGAAUCUGUAUUAUUCUAAACAUCAUCUACUACACAUGUUGUAA